Molecule: messenger RNA, 1389 nt
Organism: Penicillium malachiteum
Lineage: Eukaryota; Fungi; Ascomycota; Eurotiomycetes; Eurotiales; Aspergillaceae
Product: PI-PLC domain-containing protein
Exons: 3
Coding region: 1-1389 (462 amino acids)
Biological process (GO): lipid metabolic process
Molecular function (GO): phosphoric diester hydrolase activity
Source: RefSeq, a predicted model, not a curated record
AUGCGGUGGUCACUAGUGCUCGCCCUCCUCGCAGGAGUGGCCGUCGCUGAUGAUACAACUACUACUGAUUCGACCACUGAUUCGACCACAACCGCUUCGACCACUGAGUCCAGUACCUCGUCCCUGGCCCUGAGCGAUGCGACCACGGUCACAGACCCCAGCUCCGUGGUUCCCACUGGUUCCUAUGAGAUCUAUAGUACCACAAUCACUCUCGCCGAUGGCCACGAUCUCACCAGCACAAUUACCCAAAACGCAUCCGCAACGACGGGCAAUUCCACCAGCAGUUAUACAACAACCCAUAACUCUGUCACAGUGCUGGUCGGCGGCGGCGGGACUACCACUUUGGGGAGCAAUACCACUAUGAAUGCCACAGCUACAUCGACGAGUACAUCCGCGAUAGCGACCAAUACUCGCCCAUGUAACGGAUAUGCCGAGUACUGCGAGCGCAGCUACUCCAACAUCACCAUGGUCGCCGCUCAUAAUAGUCCAUUCGUGCGGAAAGGCAAUGCAGCCGCGAACCAGGAAUUCACUGUGAAGUACCAACUGGACGAUGGAAUUCGCAUGCUGCAAUUCCAGGCCCAUAACCAGAAUGGUACUAUGGAGCUCUGCCAUACCUCAUGCUCACUGCUUGAUGUAGGCACUCUGGAGGACUAUCUCACCACGGUGACGAAGUGGAUCCGCGAAAACCCCUACGAUGUAGUGACCAUUCUGAUGGGUAACUAUGACUACGUCUCGCCGAGCCACUUCGUCCCCGCGAUCCAGUCCUCUGGCCUGUAUGAUUAUGUGUAUACUCCAUCUAAGAUCCCCAUGGGUCUUGAUGACUGGCCCACUCUAUCUGAGAUGAUUAUCUCGGGUAAGCGGGCGGUCCUCUUCAUGGACUACCAAGCCAACCAGACCGCGUACCCGUGGUUGAUGGAUGAGUUCUCUCAAAUGUGGGAGACGCCGUUCUCUCCCACAAACCGCUCCUUCCCUUGUACAGAGCAGCGACCGGGAGAUAUCACCGUUGCGCAGGCGAAGAAGCGAAUGUAUAUGGCUAACCAUAACCUGAACAUUGAGUUGAGCUUUGGCUCAAUUGAUCUGCUCAUUCCCAAUACUGCUGUGAUCAGCGAGACCAAUGCCUACAAUGCUACUGGUAGUCUGGGCACAAUGGCCCGAGAGUGCACUGAAAAAUGGGAUCGUCCUCCCAACUUCCUGCUCGUUGAUUACUAUAACGAUGGCAACUUCAACGGCUCCGUCUUCGAGGUAGCCGCCGAGAUGAACAACGUCACUUUCAACAACCAAUCCUGCUGCGGUACUGCAUCAGCUGCCGUGCAUGGUGUUUCUAUGUCCAGCGUAUCAACUCUGAUGCUGGUCGCUGCAGGUGUACAGUUUUUCCUGUCAGCGUUCUGA